This is a messenger RNA of Mesorhabditis belari, 2928 nucleotides long. Lineage: Eukaryota; Metazoa; Nematoda; Chromadorea; Rhabditida; Rhabditidae. The record is from the annotation of a GenBank genome assembly.
AUGGUUGAUGGGAGAGAUGGGUUAAUCGAGUCGAGAAUCGAUGGACCACUCUCCCCGCGAAAGAAUCGACGACACCCAUGGAAUCUCUCGUCGAUAUUUUGCUGUUGUCGAUGUGCACCGAUCAAUGUUGCAGAGCGCGGCUCGGCCGCCAUGGACGCGCCAUCAUCGUCCAACACAGGCGGUUUGCCCGAAGACGUAUAUCGACAGAUUCGGGCCGUCGACCAAGCCACAUCAACGCUGACACGAGGAGCGAUUCUCGGGCUCUCGGCAAGGGUUCUUGACAAAUCCGAAUUCCGAUCCCCGCAAACCGGUGAAGUCUACGUGGUACAACUCGUCGAGAUCAUCAAAAAACCUGGGCAAUCGCUGGGACUCUUUUUAAGGGAAGGCAAUGGAAUCGAUCGAGGCUCAGGCGUCUUCGCGAGUCGUUUAGCCGAACAAUCCGAGCUGACCAAAUGUGACGAUUUGAUACGACCCGGCGAUGAGAUUCUCAGCAUCAACAAUGUUGAGGUAGCAAAUAUGAGCAUCGAUGAUGUGGUGUUGAUUCUCUCGAUUCCACGACGAUUACUUCUACGAAUACGUUUCAACAAGAAUCGCCGUGAACGCGGCGCCUCAUCGAGGCAACCAGCCGAUCGUCCAGUGGUUGUCUUUCACAAAUACGAAGAGCGACCUCCAGGCGAGCCAGCUCCGUGCUCUCUUCUCUCACAACCCACAUCUACCGCUGAUACAUGGUUGGGGAAACGGGCAAGACAACAGUCACAGGAGAUGCAACGCAGCGGCAUUGGAACAACGAUUGGAGGCGGUGGGGUCGGUCCACAGUCGCCGUAUGGGAGUGCCUAUUCGAGCAGUGGCGUCAAUAUGCGAGCCGGGAUGAGUUUGCCAAAUGGGGACCUCGUCGGCCGAUCGCAGAGAUUUUCCGACCCGGAUCCCUUGGAUACGGUGUCGCGAACGGCGCGAGUGAUUCCCUCAAAAAUCUGCUCGACGUCGAUGCGAAGAGCUGACAGUUUCGGCACUCAACCUAUACAAUCUGUGGGCUUAACGCUACCGCGCUCAUCCACGGCCGUCCCACCACCCGACCCAUUGAGGGAUACGAUUGAUCCGCUAAGAGACCCACGCGAGCCACUUUCCGCUCGUGAGCCAUUAAUGCGAAGCGGGUGUUCCCCAGUGAUGCCUCGAUCAGCCCGUCAACCUCUCCCCACAGCCACCUAUGACACGAGAAGCAAUAGUCUACCAAGGAGAAGAGCAAUCUCCGGUCCUCGAAAUGUAAAGUGGCGCCCCGAUGUGGUGACUGAUCUCGGCGAGGAGUCAGAUGGAGCCACCUCUGCUCCGGAAUUCGGCGGCUAUUCAACGCGAUAUUCGAAUCCACUCCGAUUAGCGAACGGUGGCGCAGCAGUGGGGCGAACGGUGAACGAGCUUUUCUCCGGUGGAGAGCACAGACAUUGGGCCGAUUUGAGGCAACAGCAAUACCUACAAGCCAACUAUCCGAAUCCGCAAAUCUACGCCGGACAGAACUACCAAAAUGUUCAGUUGACCACGCCCGGCUACGCGCUGCCCCCGAUGGGAGUGCCGAUCGUUGGUGGAAGAUGGUCUCAACCGGCCGAUCUGCGUGGUGGGACGAGAUCUUGUUCAUUGCCGAGCCGAAGUCUCGUCACGAGCUCACUCGUCGGAAGCCCGCAACCGAUGAGAAGAGAGCCGAAUGUGCUUGAUCGAUAUCACGUAUCUCCGCUAAUGAAUCGACGGGCGCCGCUUCGACCAGCCGGCCCUGGAAUCAAUGUGGAUCGAUUGAACGUGAACUCACUGACGGGGAUUCUUUUUGUUCAAAUCCUCGAGGGACGAGGACUGAAGAUUCCCGACAAGCAACGAGCUGUUACUGAGGAGAUGUACUGUGUGCUGGAGGUGGAUGAGUGUCACCGAGCGCGCACCGGCGUCUCCACAUCCGAGCAAAGAUACCGUUGGCGAGAAACCUUUCACAUCGACGUUCACAACGCGACCAUCACGCAUUUCUUCAUCUACAGUUGGCAUCCACAAUACCGGCACAAACUUUGUCACAAGGGUUCACUAAAACUCUUGGAGGCGUUCGUCGUCGAUCAACUGAAUGGGGAUCGCAUUUUCGCGCUCUCCUUGGAGCCACGGGGACAAUUGAUCGUGCGGAUAGGUUUUCACGAUAUGGACACCGUUUUCCGGCGCCAGGUCAACACCAGAAGUGACGCAGCAUUCGGCGUUCCCUUAUCGAGACUCGUACAGCGAGAGCGUCGUGAAACCCCAGUCGUCCUCUCACGUCUCAUCCAAGAGCUUGAGCGACGAGGCGUCGAUUAUACUGGACUCUAUAUUUUGUGUGGAUCGGUGGAGAAGAAACGAGUGCUGAGAGAUGAGCUCGAGUGUUCUCCAUUUGGUACCGAUCUCGGCAUUGACAGUGUUCCCGAUACGAAUGUGCUCGCGUGUCUCAUCAAGGAUUUUCUGCGUGAACUACCCGAACCAUUGGUUCCCCUUCAAAUCCACUCAAUGUUGUUGGAUGCGGCGGCGGUGAUGCGACCGAAUGAUGUGCAAGACACGAGGAAUCUCGUCCUAUCCGUCAUCGAUUGCCUCCCAACUCCGAACAAGAACACAUUGAUCAUGGUGAUGGAUCACUUGAUGCUUUGUUUGACUUCGUCACCUCAUAAUGGACUCUCACAAACUCGAUUAGCCACAAUUUUCGCGCCACUUCUCCUUUGCACCACCGAUCCGCCACCAAUUCAGCCAUCCUACUCGGCGACUGGAGGCCCAAAAGAGUUGGUUCGACCACUAGAUGUCACACAGGCUUCAGCCACUCUGCAACUCCUUUUCGAUUUGUGGCCAAGCAGAGUCAACGGAGACAGUUCGAGCGGGAGUAGCGCCACGCCGACGCGAGCCCUCGCGGCCGCCUAUGCUGCGCUCGCUGCGGAAUCAAAGUGU